Trypanosoma theileri is the source of this 1860-nucleotide messenger RNA. RefSeq lists its product as uncharacterized. The record is from RefSeq and is a predicted model, not a curated record. Bases 1 to 1860 code for a protein of 619 amino acids. Lineage: Eukaryota; Euglenozoa; Kinetoplastea; Trypanosomatida; Trypanosomatidae. The transcript has a single exon.
AUGCGACGUUGUGUGGGAGCGGCAGCUAUUGCAGCAACUUCCUCCAUUCAUCCUGCAUGGCGCGGUGGUGUGCCAGUGAUGGGAGGAGUUGCCGUGUGGAACUCCAUGUACUUUCACUCAUCAUCAAAGUUCAUUGGACGUAAAACGGGUGGAUCAAAGAAACUUGGAGACGUCUUAUCUUCUUCAGCAGCAUCAGCGGCAGGAACCUCAACAGGGGCGGGAGGAGGCGAUGCUGUGGCUGCAGCGGAAGAGCAAAGCAGUACCAAUAAUCCAACUACCACUUCUUCUUCUUCCUCCUCUUCUGCUUGUACGGCUGCGGCGGCUGCAUCUAGAGAUACAGAUGGACGAAAAAAACAACGUGAUCGUUAUCCACGAAAGUCUGUACGUAAUCCCACCGAACGUGCCACGGCAUCUUCGCGAGGAAAAGAAAAUACACAACUUCGUAGAGAAGCCUCUUCUGGGUCUGUAGGUGGAAAGCGUGCUGUGGCUGCUGCUGCCGCUGUGGCUGCGGUUGCUACUGCGGAUUCUGCCAAUGAUGAGGCGACGCUGAUGGCGGAGCGUGCGAGUAUUACGAAACUCUUCAUGGUGUCUGACUCUGUUGCCUCCAUCUUCUGCGCCCUUCCGCAGGACCAGCGCUCGAUUGAUAAUUAUCUCAAAGAGGUGGAUCGCGCGGUUGUGCCUUCGGCGGCUGAUGGGAAUGCCGUGGAUGGUGAAGAAGCGGCUCGGCAACAAGCGGCGUCUAUCGCCAUGCGGGAAAUUGCUCAGCGUGUGUUAUCAGAAGAAAGGGCCGAUCACUCACUAUGCAUUCAUGUACGGAAUAUGGAACAGUUGGUGCCCCCACCACAUUUGAUGCUGGAUGCAGAAAAUAAUAAUAAUAAUAAUAAUAAUAAUAAUAAUAAUGUUAAGGCAAGUUCGGAUGUGGGUGUUGCUUCUACAGAUGCUUCAAAUAAGAAGAAGGUAGCAGAUAAGAAUCGUCGUCGGGUUACUUCGAAACGUGGGAGUAAGGCUACUGCCUCUCCUCCUAUUAUUAAUCCCACUGAAAGUGAAAAGUCACUAACUGUAGUUGAACGUGUUAUGGCACUACAAAAGUGGCAGGCAGAGGCGGCUAAAAAGGCCCGAGAGUCGCAGGAACGGUAUAAGAUACCAGAUGAUUACCACACAAUCACACGUGUUCGCUUUCAUGACCCGCAUAAAGCUGAUCUCACCGUUGUGCAAGGUUGUGGUGGUAGUAAAUCUGUAAUGGAUGUCUUGUCGGCGAUGAAUCGUAAUAUGAAACAUCAAUCUAGUGAUGGAGUUAAUAAAAAUAUGUCUUCAGGGAAUAAUAGUAACAAUACUAAUAACAAGGAGUCCGCUGCAGCACUGCUCUCUACACCAUUUGCCCUUAAACCGCUUCUCUCCGUUGUGGCGAGUUGUAUUCCACGACGAGAGUCUUCACUGGGUUCACGAUGCGGUGAAGAGGUAUUUUUCAGUUCUCCAGCAUACACCACACCUCGUCGACUAAAACGUCAGGAGUGUGGUGAUACUAAUACUAGUACAGAUUAUAAUAGCUCUUCUACUACUGCAGUCUCCUCAUCAUCAUCAUUGCCAUUUUCUUCCUCAAUGAUGCGUGAAGAGGAACUUUUAGCUCGUCGACUUCCACCCAUGCCGCGAUAUACAACUCGGGUGACUGUCUUGGUGGAACAUGAUGAGUUGCAGCCGGUGGAUUUGUUGUCAAUGGCUGAGCGGAGCACAACACGUCGUGAUGAUCGCAGUAAGUCAUCAUCCGCCUCGACAACAACAACAACAAAAAUAGGUGGAAAUAGUAAGAAAAAGAAGAAGUGUCACAUUUACUGCUUAAUAGCAGAUGGAGGUGAAUUCUAA